GACGUGGUGAAAGAAUCCGAGAGCUCACCAAACACUCUGUGCGCCUUGUCGUGUCAUAUAUAAAUACCCAGAGGAACAGCGUCUUCUUCCCUCCGAUCUCCGAUCUCUCUCUGGUCACUCAAUUUAGGGUUUUCUGAUCCUCUCUGCAACUGUAAUUUAGGGUUUGGAGCGAAAUCUUAGCUUCCUGUCGUUCGCAUAUAAUCUCCCUCAUUCAAGUCAAAUUUUCAAAUUUCUAGGGUUCUGGUAUUCGAUUUUGUUUAGAUAUCUCAGCUAUUCGAUAUGUAAGUGCGUAUAUAGCUUACAAUUGGGAAUUUUGUUUUGGAUUUUGAUGAUAAAUUUGUUGCCUUAGGGUUUUGAUAAGAGUGAAUUUGGAAGGGACGUUGUAGAAUUUGGCUUUUUGUGGUAAAGUAGAUUGUUUGGUGCUCGAGAAUUUGCUCAGCUAUGGCUUCAUACCGGCCAUUCCCACCCCAAUCAUCGUUCGCGCCACCACCAAAUCAAAACCCUCUACCGCCAGCACCGCCGCUACCGCAACAGCGAGGCAGUCAGUAUAACCAGAAUUGGGGAUAUAAUGCUAGUAGUGGUGGUUCUGGUGGCAGCGAUGGGGCUGUUCCGGCGGCUCCUUCUUCGUAUCCACCAAAUUACAAUUACCAGCAUAGUAGUUAUGCCCCUCCAAGAACUCAACACCCUCGUCCACCACCACAAUACAACUAUCAACCACCGCCUCCACCACCACCCGAGUCUUCAUACCCACCACCACCGCCCCCUCAAGCUCCUCCAGUGGGGCAAAGUAAUAUGCCAUUACAGCCUCCGCAAGCCCCCAUGUACUACCAGAAUUCUCAGUAUAGUCACCAGUCAAUCCAGCAGCCGCCACCACCUCCGCCCCCACCACCUUUGUCCCCGAAUUCUUCGGUACCACCGCCACCACCUCCCCCUGGUUCACCUCCACCACCGCCUCCUCAAAGUAAGGAUAGUGGGGUAGAUAGGGGAUCCCAUGACAAAGGGGCUUCCAGAGAGGCAUCACUUUCUGGGAGGCGUGAACGUGGGCAUAUGAAUCAUGGGGUUCCUGAAAAACAGCAGAAGCCCCCUGUUCCUUCAGUGCCAGCAAAAAAAGCAAAUGGGCCGCCAGGGAGAGUGGAAACGGAGGAAGAGAGGAGAUUAAGGAAGAAGAGAGAGUUUGAGAAACAAAGGCAAGAAGAGAAGCAUAGGCAGCAGCUGAAGGAUUCCCAAAACUCAGUUGUGCAGAAGACGCAUAUGUUGUCUUCUGGGAAGGGACAUGGUUCCAUUGGUGGGUCGCGAAUGGGGGAAAGGAGAGCUACUCCAUUUUUGAGUGGUGAGAGGACUGAAAAUAGGCUAAAGAAGCCAACGACAUUUGUAUGCAAGUUGAAAUUCAGGAAUGAACUUCCAGAUCCUAGUGCACAGCCAAAGCUUAUGUCAUUGAAGAAAGAGAAAGAUCAAUAUACAAAAUACACAAUAACAUCGUUGGAGAAAACAUACAAGCCCAAGCUUUUCGUUGAGCCAGAUCUUGGGAUUCCUCUUGACCUACUCGACCUCAGUGUAUACAAUCCUCCUCCUCCAAGUGUUAGACUACCCCUUGCUUUGGAAGAUGAGGAAUUAUUGCGGGAUGAUGUAGCAGUGACACCUGUGAAAAAGGAUGGCAUCAGAAGAAAAGAGCGGCCUACUGAUAAAGGGGUUGCAUGGCUAGUUAAAACCCAAUAUAUAUCUCCUCUUAGCAUGGAGUCUGCAAGACAGUCUUUAACUGAAAAACAAGCAAAAGAACUGCGGGAAAUGAAGGGUCGCAACAUUUUGGAGAAACUCAAUGACAGGGAAAGACAAAUCAAGGAAAUUGAGGCAUCAUUUGAGGCCUGCAAGUCACGACCUGUUCAUGCAACCAACAAGAACUUAUACGCUGAAGAGGUUCUACCUCUGUUGCCUGAUUUUGACCGGUACGACGACCAAUUUGUCCUUGCAGCAUUUGAUGGUGCUCCUACUGCUGAUUCAGAAAUCUACAGCAAGUUGGACCAGUCGGUUCAUGAUGCCUAUGAAUCAAGAGCCAUAAUGAAAAGUUAUAAGGUAACAGGUGUAGAUCCAGCUAAUCCUGAGAAAUUUUUGGCUUACAUGGUCCCUUCACCGAAUGAGCUAUCAAAAGAUCCCUAUGAUGAAUCUGAAGAUGUUUCAUAUUCUUGGGUUCGCGAGUAUCAUUACGAUGUAAGAGGUGAUGAUGUCCACGACCCCACAACGUACCUUGUUUCCUUUGAUGAUGAUGAAGCACGCUAUGCGCCCCUUCCCACAAAGCUUGUUUUAAGAAAAAAGAGAUCCAAAGAGGUAAAAACCAGUGAUGAAGUUGAGCAUUUUCCUGCACCUGCAAGAGUGACGGUUAGGCGGAGACCAACUGUUGCGUCAAUUGAACUAAAGGAUGCAGGGGAUUAUUCAAGGGGAUCUGUAUCAAAAUUGAGAACAAGAGGCUAUGAUGUUGAAGAUACCCUUGAAAGGCCACAAAAGAUUGCACGACACCAAGAUAUGGAUGAAUAUAGUGGUGGUGACGAUGAUUUAUCUGAUUAAUUUCUCCGUUGAUGCAAAUGUCGCUGACUGUCGUGAAGGCUGGCAACUUAUCUGGAAUCUGCCCAAUUGCAAUCGGAUAUCAAUGCAAAGUAAAGGCAAGUUCGAACUCAUUUGACAGCUUGUUUUUGGGACGUCCAUUCGAUCUUCAAAAUAUCUGCACGUAUCGUUAGCCAGAAGACAUUUUUCCUCAGAUACCAUGAAAUGGUAAGAUGAAAAAGAAACCUUGUAAAGAAGUUAGACGUGUUUUAGAACGUUUUGAUUUGAAUAUAGUGCUCUCGAGUUCAUCCAGAAAGAAUAGGUUUUCCCUCCCACCAGUUCUAAUCCAUGUCUUUUACUUGAUUAGGUAAUAUGGUAUUCAGCAAUAAAUUGUGCGCCUGCUUGUUUUAUUGAAUAUUUGAUUUUGUUAUUAAUAUAUUACGUACUUUACAGAGGUA
Pyrus x bretschneideri (Chinese white pear) is the source of this 2993-nucleotide messenger RNA. RefSeq names its product protein PAF1 homolog. Gene Ontology annotation, cellular component: Cdc73/Paf1 complex. Bases 442 to 2559 code for a protein of 705 amino acids. The record is from RefSeq and is a predicted model, not a curated record. Gene Ontology annotation, molecular function: RNA polymerase II complex binding; chromatin binding. NCBI's taxonomy places the organism in Eukaryota, Viridiplantae, Streptophyta, Magnoliopsida, Rosales, Rosaceae. Gene Ontology annotation, biological process: transcription elongation by RNA polymerase II. The transcript has 12 exons.